CAAUGAAGGAUUGCCCUGAGCGGCAGAUUCCUGGAGAGGCGCUGCCCCUUUAAGACCAGGGUUGCCCGCACAUUGAUCUGCGUCGUUCCCCAGCGAAGCGGCCCCCGGCCAGUGUGCGUCCGCCCGUCCGCCGCCGCCGCACUGCGCACUACUUGUUACGGGCGCGCUCCGGCCCCGGGCAACGGUCGCCGCUCAGUGAGUGAGUGAGUGAGUGAGUGAGUCGCCGCCUCAGGGCCGCCUGCGCUUGUGCCGCUUCUACCGCUUGUGCCGCUUGGACCGGGACCGCUCGGCCCGCGGCGACACUUUGACUCGCUUUUAGUUUAAAAACUGUUUGUAAAGUUUGAAAAAGUUGGAGGGCGGCUUCCGCGUUGCGUGGCUGUUUGUGAGGACGGGACGGUGUUGCCCAUAUUUUGCACUGUCGCUUACUUGUAAGACCUGAAUGUUUGCAUCAGACCAGCUCUCUGGCACUGAACCAGGGCUCGCAAACACACCGCCAGUGGGUUUAGCUCGAUUAAAGAACACCCCUGCAAAAACAUGGAUAAGUAUGAGGAUCUGGGGCUGGAGGCCAGCAAAUUCAUCGAGGACUUGAACAUGUAUGAAGCAUCCAAGGAUGGAUUGUUCAGGGUGAACAAGGAGGCGUGCAAGCCCGAGUUUGAGGAGACCCGUCGGGUGUUUGCCUCCAAAAUGAACAGGAUUCACCAGCAGAGGCAACAGGAGAUGUUGCUGAUGGGCAAUCAGCAGGGGGCUGCUGUCAGAGUGAAUGGGGGCUGUGGCCCAAUGGCUGGUAAUCCUGAUGGAGUGCCCUCCCUUGAUCGCGCCCGGCUUCAGAAUCGCCUCAGUGGGGAGCUUGGAACCAAGCCCCCAGUGUCUGCCACACCAGCAUCCAACCUCCCUGGGCACCAAGGACCUCCUUUACCCAACCGAUACUCUCAAGACCUGACGCUCAGACCCAACCAUGAGCAUGAGAGGGCUGUCACUGGGCACACUGGUCUUGAGCCCCAUGGCCCUCCCUCUAGCUUCAUCCCAUCUGGUGUCCCAAAUUAUUCCCAUACCAUCCCCAGGUCGAGCAGUAACCAGGAAAGCAGCUCGAGGUCCAACCUGGUCAGUCCCCGAUCUAGUCUCCUGGGCUCACAUCAACUCUCUUCCAGUCCAAAAGAGGCUACCCUGUUCCAAGUCAAUCCCCACUCUGCUCCUGGUGGUUGUGAGUCCACUGUGCACCGAGCUGUGGGCAAAGCCCCUGAACACAAAGCACAGUCCCAGCUCAAUCAUCACAGCCCAUCCAGUUUGACAAGCCCUAGACCAGACUGGUCUGAGCUUAACCAUCACGCUCCUGAGGUGGAUACCCAGCCAUCCCAGGCCAGCCCCAGGUCUAUCAGUGUACCGUGUAGUUUGGCCACGACCUUGGCCCCACCCAGCGCAUUUCCUCAGGCCCACCCUGGUACCUUCUCCAGCCCUAGGCCCCUAGCUCCAGAGCAAGCCCAGCUGUCCAGGUCUUUCCACGGUCAUGAUCCUGAUUAUAGUCGUCAAGAGGCCGCCUCCAAAGUGCGCCUGCCCUGCCAGACUCUCCUCAUGCAGCACAACCCGGGGCAAUCGACAGCCGAAUUAAAGUUAGAAGCCCUCACCGAGCGCCUGGAGCAAGAAAUGGAUGCACACCCCAAGGCGGAGUAUUUUGGGACUUGCGUGAAGUGCAGCAAAGCAGUGUACGGAGCACACCAGGCAUGUCAGGCCAUGGGCCACCUAUACCAUGAUACCUGUUUCACCUGCAGUGCAUGCAGUAGAAGAUUGCGAGGUAAAGCUUUCUACUUUGUCAACGGAAGGGUAUAUUGUGAGGAGGAUUUUCUGUACUCUGGCUUUCAGCAGUCUGCUGACAAGUGUUUUGCUUGUGGCCACCUUAUAAUGGACAUGAUCCUCCAAGCCCUGGGCAAGUCUUAUCAUCCUGGAUGUUUUCGAUGUGUCAUCUGCAAUGAGUGCCUGGACGGGGUGCCAUUCACUGUAGAUACGGAGAACAAGAUUUACUGCAUCAAAGAUUACCACAAAGUUUUGGCUCCAAAGUGUGCGGCAUGUGGCCAAGCUAUUCUUCCAGCAGAGGGCUCUGAUGAAACGAUUCGUGUUGUUUCCAUGGAUAAGGAUUACCAUGUGGAAUGCUAUCAAUGCGAGGAGUGUGGCAUGGAACUGAAUGAUGAGGAGGAUCACCGUUGCUAUCCAUUCGAUGGACACUUGCUUUGUCAUACUUGUCACCUAAAACACAUCGACAGUGAAACACCUGGUUCCAUCUACCAGCCUAAAUACAUAGCACACCAGUGACUGGCUUGUUGCGAGGACAUUUAGAUUGGUGUUGAUGCUGUGACUCAGCAAUGCUCAGAGAGUGAAAUCAGUCCACUGAAAGUUGGUUUCCAAGCAAACUUUGUGCAUGAUUGCCUGUAGUUAUCAGAGAGAAAGGAGGCAAACAAGGACAUCUUUGCCUCCUGAUACAUAAUGCUUUCUUUCAAAAUAUUUGGAACAUCUUGUAAGUGAUCAGAAAUGCACUAUGGAACACCUUUAACAUAGAUGUGAUAUUGCAGACAACCAUCGUUAUACCAGAUUUUAUUUCAAUUAGAUUUGCAAUGGGUAUGUAAAGGAUUCUCAAUUUUAUGGAUUCCACAGAAUGAGUCAGAAAUAUGUUUGCAUCAUUUAUUUCCUGAGAGAAUUAUCUAAAAAAUGAUUUGAUGCAAGAUCAAAAUGGCACUCAAAAUGACCACAAUCAAACAUUUCCAAAAUGUAUCAUUGUCAUUGCUGUUUUCUGUACUGACUUGGGCUCUGUGCAUUUCAGUUGUAAAAAGUUAAUCUCUUGACUUAAUCUCUUGACUGUGGUUGAUAUCACACCAAAUGUCUUGAUUUGGAACAGUAUAGUUUCCCAGGAUUAAUUGCAGUUGUUAUUCCAGAGUCUGAAUGCCAGCAUGCUUUUAAAACCUGGCUCUGUUAUAUCAUGUAAUCUCUGGAUUGGUAUCCUGAUCUUUGUAUAAUAUUAGAAGCUCAUAUAUGUUUUGAAGAUAUCACUUACAAUAAAUACAUUAUUGGUUUGAGGGCUCCGU
Leucoraja erinaceus (little skate) is the source of this 3071-nucleotide messenger RNA. RefSeq names its product LIM domain-containing protein 1-like. The record is from RefSeq and is a predicted model, not a curated record. Gene Ontology annotation, biological process: cytoskeleton organization; regulation of DNA-templated transcription; positive regulation of miRNA-mediated gene silencing. Bases 535 to 2304 code for a protein of 589 amino acids. The transcript has 9 exons. Lineage: Eukaryota; Metazoa; Chordata; Chondrichthyes; Rajiformes; Rajidae. Gene Ontology annotation, molecular function: transcription corepressor activity. Gene Ontology annotation, cellular component: adherens junction; transcription regulator complex; nucleus.